AUUAUUAUUAUUUUAGAGUAGAAUUUUUUAUUUUUUAAAGUUGUUCUUACAACAUAAAAAUAGUAAGUAGGGUGGUAAAAGGACACAACACAAGAUGGGCAUCUCAAAUUCUCUUGCUCAUUCCUUAUCUAAUUAGGAUAAUGGAAAUGCAGCUUGGUGUGCGCUCCAAUGAUUAGGAAAAUAUAAGCGAUUUGUAUUCCAUACCAUCAGCCCUAUCUUUUAAUCUAUAUCUCAAAAUACAUGGACCUCCCCCUAGCUUCUCAUCCUCUUCCACAACUACCAUCACCCCCACCCCCACCCCUUCCUCCUACCCCUCCCCCUCUUCCUAAUGCUGAUGUUGUUGCUUCAGUACUCAUUGGCUUCUUUUCUAUAUUCACUGCCCCACUGUUCAUCUUUUUGGUUGUCCUCACCCUCUGCGGUUGGCUCAAGCGUUUCUUCAGAAGGAGAGAUGAUCAUCAAACUCCAGAGCCGGAUAUCGAAAUCGGAGCUACAAAUCUUUAUCAUGAUCAUCGCCCCCCUUCUCAUGAUUUUAGUCCAAGAACACAUGAUGAUAUUAGUCAAAGAUCUGUAGAGGAGAAGUGGAUGGAAGUAGCGCCAAGCUUUGUGUUUGAUAAAAGUAGGGCUGAGGAAGGUGGAAUGAAGGGUAACGAUGAAUGUGUGAUAUGCUUGGAAGACAUUAAAGAUGGAGAGAUAUGUAGGGUUCUUCCUGAAUGCAGCCAUGUCUUCCAUAAAGCAUGUGUAGGCUUAUGGCUGAUGAAGAAAAGGGUCUGCCCCAUAUGCCGUCUUCGUGUUAAAGAUACUGUACCAAAUCUUGAUUAGGGUUUUCCUGUUUUUAUUUUUUAUUUUUUGGAUUUGUGAGGGCAUGGGAUUGUAUAUACUUUGCAUUCGGUAUCAUUGCUGGCCUUUUCAUGUGUGUUACGUAAUUUCUAUAAGUUAUUUAUAUUUUUAUUGGAAAGAAAA
Molecule: messenger RNA, 960 nt
Organism: Vitis vinifera (wine grape)
Lineage: Eukaryota; Viridiplantae; Streptophyta; Magnoliopsida; Vitales; Vitaceae
Product: RING-H2 finger protein ATL56-like
Exons: 1
Coding region: 241-819 (192 amino acids)
Source: RefSeq, a predicted model, not a curated record